AUGAUUAAGACUGAAUCGAUUGAUUUUCAUUCGUAUUUACCACCCUAUAGAUCGUUACUAACCCCUAAUGCAAGGUAUGACUACAAAACGCAUACAUUGGUUCCCAUUAAGGAAUAUGAUCUUCGGGCACUCAAAUCAAUGAAUUCGGGAGGCAAACCGACUGCCACAUCCAAGAUUAAGAUGAAGUAUAAAUCUUUACUAAGUGAUGUUAGCAAAAGAACUUCAAUAUUAUCAUUACGCAUAGGGUCAACUACCAAUGCAAAACAGACCCCUAUCGAUGUGAAGAGUUUGCCAGGCGAAGUGUUGGAAUAUAUUUUUGAGUUGGUUGAUUCAGAAGAGGCCUACGUAAACUGUAUGUUGGUUUGCAAGCAGUUCUACCAGAUCGCAAAACCCUUGCUCUAUGAGAACUUAUCCUUCACCUCGACAUAUCGUUUUGCACAGUUUAUUACUUAUCUAAGAGUGAAUUCCGAAGUGGGGCAAUACAUCAAAGCCGUUGAUUUGUCGCAAAUCAAGCAUGGAGAACCAGAAGACUAUGAAGAUGAAAACAGGGGGUUAGAACAAACACACUCCAAUACAUCACAAGGUGAUAAUGACACCUUAGAUUCAGGUGCUAAGAUUUUAGCUGGCUGGAGAGACUGGAAAUACAAAAAUAACCCUUUAUAUUCCAUGCAACCGUGCUUGAACUUGACAAAGGUUAACACCAAUUCACAGGCCCUGUCUAAAUCAUCCAAGACAACAAACUCAAUAAAAAUGUUGAAGCUCUCCAAAACAUUUAACUAUUUCAAGCCUAAAAAGCGUCAAAAGCUCAAUAAUUCCCUGAAUAAAAAUGGGGCACACCCCCCUUUGCAAACUUUGAAUCUAGGAAAUCGUAGGAAUAAUUCACAUCCCCAAAUAAAUAAGUUUUUGAUGAACUAUUCUGCAUCAAAGGAUCUACCGAUUGGCUAUAUUCUCCAUUUGAUUUCAUUAUGUCCAAAUAUUAUAUCAUUGAACCUAGGGAAUUUAUCUCUUUCUACCGAUUAUGAAAUUAGUCGAUCAAUGAUGUAUAAGUACAGGACCUUCGAUCUCAUCAACAAUUAUCCAAAGAAUAUAGCGGCUACUAUUGAUGGAAUUAUGAGCUAUGAAAAUAGAUCAAAUGAAGAAUCGUUACUUGGAUUCAAUCAAGAGAAAGAAUAUUUCACAUCUUUAUCUAUCUUGAACGUAAAUGAUGCCAAAUCGCAACUGUUGCAACAAUCGAAGCAAAACAUUACAUCAUCGGCUUCAUCUGUUUAUUCCGUUGCGUUUUCGAAGCCAAUUAUUAAGUAUAAUAGUUUGUUACCUCCAUUACCAUCAACUCUUCAUGACCUUUCAUAUAUGAAUAAAGGGGAUGGGAAAGUGUAUUUGAGUGACUUGAAUUUAAAGUCCAUUAAUAAUAAUUAUUUGAAAAGGUUAAAUGAAAUUGAAAUUCUUCAUGCAAUUGCUAAAGCACAUAGCAGUUCGAAUAGCCCAUAUGGAAGCAACCUUAAGUACCUCAACUUAUCAUCAAUGAUUUGGCUCACUAAAACUUCGGCCCAAUGGUUCUUAGAUCAGAUCGUGAAUAAAUGCGUAUGGGAAGAAUCAUACUUCUCCGAUGCUGAAACUGUUAGAUCAGGUUCAGAUUCAGAGAUAGUUGGACGGGACUUAGUAAUAGACUUACGUGACUCCGGCAUGUAUAAGAAUCUCGAAUGGGCCAAACUAAUAGAUCUAAAUCAAAAUGAGGGUCGCAGGUUAAUCAAGAGAAUUAUUAAUGAUGAUUUGCUCAGUCCCUUCGAUGAGUUUAUGAGAAGCGAAAGACAAAGGAGAGGUAGAAUUGGUGAAAAUUACCUUACUUGA
Molecule: messenger RNA, 1848 nt
Organism: Debaryomyces fabryi
Lineage: Eukaryota; Fungi; Ascomycota; Pichiomycetes; Serinales; Debaryomycetaceae
Exons: 1
Coding region: 1-1848 (615 amino acids)
Molecular function (GO): protein binding
Source: RefSeq, a predicted model, not a curated record